CCGGCCCGCGGGGCGUGUGCACCGGACAAUGUUGCGCACUCGCCGGCGCUACCCGCGCUGGCACUCGACCUAAUAUUUCACGUACAGUAAUACACCCAGUUGCGGUGUCGUUGCAUGUAAGUGCGCGAGUGCGAGGUGAGCUUUCCAAAGGAUACGUAAUAUAGGAACAGGAGAGCUACGGAUCGAUCCCCAUCCCCCGGGGCAAGGAUGGCGCUCCUGUUUGUCGUGAUCGUCAUCAUGCUCACCACUGCCACGUCCCUGCCGCCUGUCAUCCGAAUCGGUGCGAUAUUUACGGAGGAUCAAAAGGACACGCCCUCGGAGUUGGCGUUCAAGUACGCCGUGUACAAAAUCAACAAGGAAAAAGUCCUUCUGCCGAAUACCACGAUGGUGUACGACAUCCAGUAUGUGCCUAGAGACGAUUCGUUUCGAACUUCGAAAAAAGCCUGUAAGCAGCUGUCGCGCUCCGUGCAGGGGAUAUUUGGGCCGGCGGACUCGCUCCUGGGCGCCCACAUCCAGAGCAUAUGCGAGGCCCUGGACGUGCCCCACAUCGAGGCCAGGGUCGACUUCGAGCCCGCCUACCGGGAGUUCAGCAUCAACCUGUACCCCGCCCAGGACCACCUGAACCGCGCCUUCCGGGAUCUCAUGUCCUUCCUCAACUGGACCAAGGUCGCCAUCAUCUACGAGGAGGAUUUUGGUCUGUUCAAACUGCAAGACUUAGUGAAAUCGCCGCCUUCGCCGAAAACCGAGAUAUAUAUCCGCCAGGCUGGACCUGGAUCGUAUAGACAAGUACUCCGAGAAAUCCGACACAAAGAAAUUUAUCAAUUAAUCGUCGAUACGGAUCCCGUGUACAUGCCGCUAUUCUUUAGAGCAAUAUUACAGCUACAGAUGAACGAUUAUAGGUACCACUACAUGUUCACGAGUUUCGACAUCGAAACGUUCGAUCUCGAGGAUUUCAAGUACAAUAGCGUAAACAUGACUGCCUUUCGACUGGUCAACUCGGACAACUCCGGGGUAUCCGAGACGCUGAAGCAGCUGGAACGAUUCCAGCCCAUCGGACACGCGAUCCUCAACAGAUCGGGAAUCAUACAGGCGGAGCCAGCCUUGGUGUACGACAGCGUUCACGUGUUCGCGCACGGGCUGGCAGCGCUGGACCGUAGCCACGUACUCCGGCCCGCGAACCUCUCCUGCGAGAGAGAGGAGCCCUGGGACGACGGAUUGUCGCUGUACAAUUACAUCAACUCGGCGGGCUUGGAUGGUCUCACCGGGCGUAUCGAGUUCAACGAGGGCAAGCGCACGAAUUUCAAAUUGGAUUUGCUCAAGCUGAAAAAGGAGGAGCUGGUCAAAGUUGGCGAGUGGAGGCUCAACAGUGGGGUCAACAUAUCGGACGUCGGGGCGUUUUACGACACCACGGCAGCCAACAUUACCCUCGUUGUCAUGACGAGAGAGGAAAAGCCGUACGUGAUGGUGCGGGAGGGGAAAAAUUUGACGGGGAACGCGAGGUUCGAGGGGUUCUGCGUCGACCUGCUCAAGUGGAUAGCCGGCCAGGUGGGCUUCCAGUACGCCAUUCGUCUCGUGCCGGACCACAUGUACGGCGUCUACGACCCGGUCACCAAGGAGUGGAACGGCAUUGUGCGCGAACUCAUGGAAAAGAGGGCCGACUUGGCGGUGGCGUCGAUGACGAUCAACUACGCGCGCGAGAGCGUCAUAGACUUCACGAAGCCCUUCAUGAACCUUGGCAUAGGUAUUUUAUUUAAGGUGCCGUCGAGCCAGCCGACGCGUCUCUUCUCCUUCAUGAACCCGUUGGCGGUGGAGAUCUGGUUGUACGUGCUCGCUGCCUACGUCCUCGUGAGUUUCACCCUGUUCGUGAUGGCCCGGUUCAGCCCGUACGAGUGGAACAACCCGCACGCGUGUCCCGCGGGCGAGGCGGUCGAGGUGGUCGAGAACCAGUUCACCGUGAGCAACAGCUUCUGGUUCAUCACCGGCACGUUUCUCAGGCAGGGCAGCGGGCUCAACCCCAAGGCCGCGAGCACGAGGAUAGUCGGUGGGAUCUGGUGGUUCUUCACCCUGAUCAUCAUCUCCUCGUACACGGCCAAUCUGGCGGCCUUCCUAACGGUCGAGCGCAUGAUCACGCCGAUCGAGAACGCCGCCGAUCUCGCUGAACAGACCGACAUACCCUACGGCACCCUCUCCGGUGGCAGCACCAUGACCUUCUUCAGGGACUCGAAAAUAGCGAUAUACCAGAAGAUGUGGAGGUACAUGGAGUCGAAGCAGCCGUCGGUCUUUGUCUCGGACUACGAGGAGGGCAUCCAGAAGGUCCUCCAGGGCAACUACGCCUUCCUCAUGGAGUCGACGAUGCUCGACUACGCGGUGCAGCGGGACUGCAACCUCACGCAGAUCGGUGGCCUCCUCGACAGCAAGGGCUACGGCAUAGCCACUCCCAAAGGCUCGCCUUGGAGGGACAAAAUAUCCCUGGCCAUACUCGAGCUCCAGGAGAAGGGCGUGAUUCAGAUACUUUACGACAAGUGGUGGAAGAACACCGGGGACGUGUGCAACCGCGACGAGAAGAGCAAGGAGAGCAAGGCCAACGCCCUGGGGGUGGAAAAUAUUGGCGGAGUCUUCGUGGUUUUGCUCUGCGGCCUGGCUCUAGCGAUCCUCGUGGCCAUUCUGGAAUUUUGCUGGAACUCAAAGAAAAACGUCCGAUCGGACCGGGUAAGUUUCAAGCAUCCACCGCCCUCCCUGUGCAGAGAGAUGGUGUCGGAGCUGCGUUUCACGUUGCGCAGCGGUGCCAGGCAGAGGCCCGCCCCGAAACGGCGCUCGGGGGCCGCCUCGGGCGUACCGGCGGUCUCGUGCAGCAGGUGCAGCUCGCGCUCGUCGAUGCGCCGGAGCCGCCACUGCCCGAGCCAGGGCCCCCACGAGGAGACCACCUACGUACCGAGCAUCGACAUACCUUGGCUAAAUGAUGAUCUAGUUACCGAACUGUAAGAUGUUGAGCAUCGCGUGCAGGCGAACAAUCAAAGGUGAAACAAGAGGCA
Messenger RNA from Copidosoma floridanum, 3032 nucleotides. RefSeq names its product glutamate receptor ionotropic, kainate 2. The record is from RefSeq and is a predicted model, not a curated record. Gene Ontology annotation, cellular component: membrane. Gene Ontology annotation, biological process: monoatomic ion transport. Lineage: Eukaryota; Metazoa; Arthropoda; Insecta; Hymenoptera; Encyrtidae. Gene Ontology annotation, molecular function: ligand-gated monoatomic ion channel activity; signaling receptor activity.